AUGGCGGCCAUCCGCACCAGCGGCGGGCUCCAUGUCUCGGCCAUGGACCUGCGCGAGUACGCCCAUGCGACGCUCGCCAACGGCCUCGACGUCGUUCUCAUCUCGGACCCGGCGACGGAGCAGGCGGCGGCGGCCAUGACGGUCGGCGUCGGCUUCCUCUCGGACCCGGACGACCUCCCGGGCCUCGCCCACUUUUGCGAGCACAUGCUCUUCCUCGGCACCGCCACGUACCCCGACGAGAACGCGUUCCAGAACUUCAUCAGCGCGCACUUUGGCGCGACCAACGCCUACACGACGUCGACGCGCACCACGUUCUACUUUGAUAUUGCCCCCGCGCAGUUGACGCAGGCGCUCGACUACUUUGGCGCCUUCUUCACGUGCCCGCUCUUCACCGAGUCGGCGACGAGCCGCGAAAUGCAAGCCGUGCACGCAGAGCACUGCGCGAACCUGCAAAGCGACGCGUGGCGCCACCAGCAAGUGCUCCGCGCGAUCGGGAAUGCCAAGCACGCCUACACCAAGUUUGGCACGGGUUCGUUCGAGACGCUCAACCAGCCACACGUCCGCGACGCGCUAUUGACAUACUACAGCAACAACUACACGGCCGGGCGCAUGAAGCUCGUCGUUCUUGGGAAAGAAGAUAUACCGACGCUGCGAGCCAUGGUCACGGCGCGCUUUAGCGACAUUCCAGCGUCCGAAGCGUGUGCUUGCCAUCCCGGUCGCCGCAAUUUGGCCGAGACCGCGCCGAGUCCGUGCCCCAUCCUCUUCAACGUCGACGGGGAGCAGCCGUACGCGCCGUCGCAGCUUCGCCGCCACGUCAAGAUCGUUCCCGUGAUGGACCAGCACCUCGUGCACCUCCUGUUUCCUGUCCCGCCGCUCUCGCCCGACGUCUACGGCGUGGACGCGCACGAGCUUUUGGGCGAACUCCUCGGACACGAAGGCGACGGGUCGUUGCUGGCCUACUUCAAGGCGCAGCACUGGGCCAACACGCUCUCCGCGGGUGUCUUCAACGACGAGGUCGAAUGGACGUUCUUUACCAUAUCGAUCGACUGCACGGACGAGGGCCUCGCGCACCUCGACGACAUGAUUGCGCGCACGUUUGAAAUGAUUGCACUCGUGCGCACGGAUCCGCCGGCAGCGUUGCGCUGGCGCGUGCGUGAGUACCUCGCACUCCUUCUGCUCGACGUCCAGUUUCACGAGAAGGAAGACCCGUCGAGCUACUGCGCCCACCUCUCUUCGCGGCUGCACUUGUUCCCGCCCCGUUUUUGCGUCACGGGGGACCUCGUCGAGACGGAGCUCAAUUUAUCCGACUACCACGCGACGCUGUCGGCGCUUGUGCCGUCCAACCUCCUCCUCGUGUCGGUCAGCGCGGCGUAUGCGUCCAGCGCGACGACCACCGAGCCUUGGUAUGGCACCAAGUACAGCGUCGAGGACCUCGAUCCUGCGCAGCUACACGCGUGGGCCCUUGCGUCGCCGCACCCUGACAUGGCACUCUACCGCCCCAACGCGUUCAUUCCGACCGACCUCUCCAUGAUGGACGUGGCGACCGAGUUGUUGACGCCGACGCUGCUGCGCAACGACGCGCACUGCCGGUGCUGGCACGUCGUCGACGCGACGUACAAACAACCGAAAGUCUACCUCUCUCUCCGGUUCACGUCGGGUGCGCUGAGCAUGAACCCGCACUCGUCCAUCUUCACCGACUUGUACGUGGAGUGCAUGCACGAAGCACUCAAUGCUGUCGGCUACGACGCGUCGCGCGCCGGCCUCAGCUACCACUUGCACGAAGGGGUCACCUCGCUGACGCUGACCGUCGACGGGUUUCGCGAGACAGCGCCCAAGCUGACGGCCCACAUUCUCGAGACGAUGACGUCGUGCGCUGUUUCGGAAGCGCUGUUCCUCCGCGUGCACGAGUCCCUGCGCCGCAAGUACGACAACCUCGAGAGUGCGAUGGACCCGCAGGCCCACGCCGAGUGGGCGUCAAAAGAGCUUCUCUACGCCUACUUUGCCAGCGUCCCGGACCUCGCCACAGCUAUGGCCGCAUGGACAUACACAGAUUUUCAGUCGAUGGCGCGCCAGCUCUUCCGGCAGUGCCACAUCACGGCGCUGCUGCAUGGCAACCUCUCGGCGGCGGCCGCCACCGCGUGGCUCGACGACAUUCAGGCGCACGUCCAAGCGACGCCGUCGGCAGCCCUGCCGCCCGACUUUCUGAGCUACUCGCGCAUCGUGGCCCUCCCACCGGCGUCCACGUCCAUCUACAAGGUGGCGGCGCGGAAUGGCGACAAUACCAACUCGGUCCUCACGAUGGAUCUCUGCUUUGCAACGCUGCGCACUGACGAGCAGCUGGGCUACACGGUCUACAGCGGCCUCGCGACCAUGGGCAACGUCUUGUACUACUCGGUCGUCAUCGAGUCGUCGACGUAUAGCCCUGCAUACGUCCAAGGCCGUAUCGACGCCUUCCACGCGCGCUGCCGCCAGUUCCUUCUCGACCUCCCGCUCGCCACGUUCCAAAAACACAUUCAAACGCUGGUCCAGUCGUGGCUCCAGGGCCCGACGACGCUCGUGCAGGAGACGUCGCGGGUCUGGACCAACAUUUUGCUGCAUCUGCCGCCGCGGAUCACGAAUGCCAACGACGCGAUGCUGCUCCAGACGCUGCACGUCGCCGACGUCGUCGCCUUCUACGAUGCGUUCGUUGCGCCGGGCGCGGCCGCCAUGGUCGCGGUGCACGUCCACGGCCGGGCGUUUGUCGAUGCCAUUGGCGAAAACGACGACAACACGAUCCAAUCGGUCGCAGCCUUCAAGGCGUCGAAACCACUCUUUCCUCGCCCGCGUAUCAACCCCGAGGGGCAAAUGCAUUUCGACAAGACCGCUGUCAAGUGCUGGGCGGCCUAA
Messenger RNA from Saprolegnia parasitica CBS 223.65, 2886 nucleotides. RefSeq lists its product as hypothetical. Gene Ontology annotation, molecular function: metal ion binding; metalloendopeptidase activity. The transcript has 13 exons. Gene Ontology annotation, cellular component: mitochondrion; cytosol. The coding region runs from base 1 to 2886 and encodes 961 amino acids. The record is from RefSeq and is a predicted model, not a curated record. Gene Ontology annotation, biological process: peptide catabolic process. Lineage: Eukaryota; Oomycota; Saprolegniomycetes; Saprolegniales; Saprolegniaceae.